CAACCAACCAACCAACCAGGCAACCUUCAAAACGAAGAAAUCUCUUGACAAAAUCAUCAUAACCUUCUUGCCCACUCAUCUCUUCCAGUUCACUUCUCUUCUCGCUUCUUCUCAUCUCUUGAUUCCCUCCAAUUUGCAAUGAUUUCGGUUUCCAGAUUCUGGGUUUUAGCUGUUUUUGUGUCAUUUGUGGUGGUUCCUGUGGUGGUAUCCGAUGAAUGCAGCCAAGACAUCAACGCAUUUCUUCCUCUUCCAUAUGCUAAUAUGACGCAUAUGGUGUGUAAACCUGUCUGGAAUUCAUACAUUGUUCGAUUCUCACAGAGCAAAGACAAUGUAGUCACAAUCGUAUUAUCAGCAACCUACACAAGUGGAUACGUUGCAAUGGGGUUCUCAAAAGAUGGCAUGAUGCUAAACUCAAGUGCCAUGGUUGGAUGGAUCACCCGAAAGGGUACUCCGGUAAUUAAACAAUACUACGCCGAAGGUUUCAAGCCGUCGGAAGUAAAACACGACAAGGGCGAGCUACCCUUGACCGGAAUUCCUCCAUUUGUCACCGUCAACGGCGCAAAGAUUCACUUAGCAUAUCAACUCCAGUACCCGAGUCAACUCAGAACUCAACCGAUUUUAUUGGCUUUCUCAAGCAAAUACCCAGAGCACCACCUCCUAUCUGUUCAUGAAGACAAGACAACUAUCCAUUUGGAUUUCUCUCAAGGUUCUUCUGGAUCAAAUUCGAAUUCGAAUUCAAGAACGCCUUCUAACAAUCUCCAUCGUUCAAAAACGACUCAUGGGGUAUUGGGUUUACUCGGAUGGGGUAUAAUCCUGCCAUAUGGAGCUAUUGUCGCGAGAUACUUCAAGCAUAAAGAUCCGUUAUGGUUUAGUUUCCAUGCGCCAACUCACAAAGGCAUUGGAAUAACUGCCAUCGUGCUCAGUGUUCUACAGGUUAUGGCAUUCUUUAUAAGACCUGAUAAGGACAGUAAGCAUAGAAGGUUAUGGAAUUGGUAUCAUCAUUAUGUUGGAAGAAUUGCUCUCGUCUUUGGAGCUUUAAAUGUAUUUCUAGGUAUACAGCUUGCUGAUGCAGGAUCUUCAUGGAAAAUUGGUUAUGGAUCCUGCAUUCCCAAUGGAUCCUGUCCAUUAAAGGAAAGUCGAGUGAAAAUGUGUUUUAGAAGAUUGAAGUUAAGAAGGAGUAAGACCUUGAGCGCUGGAGAAUCUUUCUAA
Messenger RNA from Lactuca saligna, 1209 nucleotides. The record is from the annotation of a GenBank genome assembly. Lineage: Eukaryota; Viridiplantae; Streptophyta; Magnoliopsida; Asterales; Asteraceae.